Messenger RNA from Plutella xylostella (diamondback moth), 847 nucleotides. Its product is annotated as COX assembly mitochondrial protein 2 homolog. Gene Ontology annotation, molecular function: actin filament binding; actin monomer binding. The record is from RefSeq and is a predicted model, not a curated record. Gene Ontology annotation, biological process: regulation of actin filament polymerization; dendrite morphogenesis; regulation of filopodium assembly. Lineage: Eukaryota; Metazoa; Arthropoda; Insecta; Lepidoptera; Plutellidae. Gene Ontology annotation, cellular component: mitochondrion; nucleus; lamellipodium.
UGACAUGACAUUGACAUUUGAUUCCCUCGCGAUAUUUUGUGAAACUGUGUGGAUUUUGCAUUUUGUGAGCAUUUUCAAGAAUUUCAGGCUUAUUUUGUAAUAGUUACAAUUCAUUCAUUCCUGAAGUUCUUUGGAUACUGUAACGAUGAGGACACUUUGAUGAGGAGGUGUUUGAAAGGAGAAAGACUUCGGCGUCAGAAAGCGAAUUUGGAAGAUUCUAGGAAAAAACGAGCUGAGAUAAGAGCAAGAAUUCUAGCAUCUGAACAACAGUCGCAGUCCUAGAGCAACUAAUAACACAAAAUGUCGCUAGAUAUACUUGAAUCAGUUGACCUCAAUAGUUAUAAGACAUUCACAGACAGAUAUUUCAGUAAACGCUACAUAGUCAAUGCGGCGGGAAUAGAAAACAAUGAUAUUAUGUUAAUGUUCCACUCCAAUCGCAUAACACUUGUAAGUCUCGCCCCAUCACACUUCUUCUUCAAGAAAUCGGGAAAGUAUAAGAUCAAUUUCAGUAGUGGUAAGGUUGACCGACUGAGCAACUCCGUGAAAGGAAAAGGAAAAAAGGGAGGCCAGCAUUUAUCACCUCAGUCUGUUAUCUGUAGAGUAGAAUAUGAAGAUGGCACUGGCUUCAAUGUUCCUUGUGGAAUGAAGGGAAGUCUUAUUGAAGUGAAUGAAGUUCUAGUUGAAAAGCCCGAGUUACUUAAAGAAUAUCCAGAUUCCGAUGGUUUUAUUGCCAUCAUGCUGUCCAGUAUUGCCAACUCUGAAGCCACAAAGAAUGAGUUAUUAACACCAGAAGAGUAUGAUGAAGCUGUAAAGAAUAAUGUUAAAUGAAUAAAUAUUUUUAGCUAUA